UGCUGUGUUUCCAAGUUGCAACCAAAGAUUCUGCCUUAGACAUUUAUAUGCAAAUUUCCAAAAUGCUGGGUUUAGGGGUGAAGAUCUUAAGAAGUGCAUGGAUAAUGCUAGCUAUGCCUACAAUGAACACAAAUUUAAUAUUGCAAUGAAUGAUCUUAGAGCUGAAAGUGAGGAAGCUUGGGAGUGGCUUACUGCAAUACCAAAAAAAAACAUGGGCAAGGCAUGCAUUUGACACAAACUGCAAGACUGACUUGGUAGUGAACAACUUGUCAGAGGUGUUCAACAAGUACAUUCUAGAUGUUAGGAGAAAACCUAUAAGGACAAUGUGUGAUGGGAUAAAAGAUAAGCAGAUGGUGAGGUGGCACAUGAAGAGAGAGAGUGUAAAGGAAGCAAGAUGGGAGAUAACACCUCAUUACAGUGAGAAGCUAGAGAUUGAGAAGGAGAGGGCCAGAUACUGCAAGCCAAUACAGGCAGGGGUCAACUUAUGGCAAGUUACAAGUGGGCAGCAAACACAUGCUGUCAACCUGGAACUUGAGACUUGUGGAUGCAGGAAGUGGGACCUUAGUGGCAUACCUUGCAACCAUGCCAUCUCUGCAAUAAACAAGGCUAAAAGGAAACCAGAGGAUUAUGUCAGCAAAUUCUUCAAGAAAGAUUUUUAUGCUGCAGCUUAUGAACCAAUGAUCUUUCCUGUGCCUGGUGAGCAUGAUUGGACAAGGACCCCUGGUCCAGACAUAGAACCACCUGCAUUCAAAAUCAAGAGAGGAAGAAGGAAAGAAAAGAGGAUCAAGGGCAAAUUUGAAGUACCAAAGCCAAAAGAAACUUCAAGAAUGGGGACCAUAACAUGUGGCAAUUGUGGUCUCCAAGGGCAUAGGUACACAAACUGUCUUAAACAGUUGAAGCCUGAGCUAGCUUUGAGGAAGAAUAAGCAUGUGGCUAAUCCAAGUACCUCACAGCCAAGAGCUGCUGGUCCUUCUACUGCACCAACAGCAAGACAACCAAGACCUGCUGCUUCUGCUCCUACACCACCAUCAUCUGCAAGAAGAGGAGCUGGCAGAGGAAGAGGAGCUGCUACUUCUACUACAACACCACCAUCUGGAAGAGGAAGAGGAGCUGGCAGAGGAAGAGGAGCUGCUACUUCUACUACACCACCACCAUCUGGAAGAGGAGCUGGCAGAGGCAGAGGAAGAGCUGGAAGAGGUGCUCCAAUGCCAUUCAUUGCCCCAAGGCAAUAUGCUGACAUUCCUACUGAUGGCACACACACUGGAUGGAUGUCCUACUUCACUGCUAGCAUGGGAGGUGGAGGAGCCAUGUAAUGUCAAAUAUUGUGGUGUUAUUUUGGUUAAACUUGAUGCUUGAGGUGGAGUACUGGUGGAGUACUCUAGUAAUGUUGAA
Molecule: messenger RNA, 1392 nt
Organism: Triticum dicoccoides
Lineage: Eukaryota; Viridiplantae; Streptophyta; Magnoliopsida; Poales; Poaceae
Exons: 2
Coding region: 150-1313 (387 amino acids)
Molecular function (GO): zinc ion binding
Source: RefSeq, a predicted model, not a curated record